GCUCGCUCUCGCAUUACAGAACAGAACAUAAACUUACACACUUUAUAACUAAACUAAGUCGUCUGUCCGGUGAAUGGAGACGAUCAUCACACCUGAACCCAACCGGAUGGCGGAGGCCGUGGCGAAGGUGGCCAGGAGGGUCAACGCCACCAUGGAGGAGGGCAGAGACUCGCUGGAUCUGUCCGACUGUGGUCUUGUUAGUUUCCCUGACGGCGUCUUCAGGAUGAUGCGCAGCUGCACACACACCAUACACACCAUCUCUCUGGCCAACAACCACAUCAAAGCCUUGAGCAGCAAGUUCUUCCUCACCUUUACACAGUUACGAGAGCUGGACCUGCAGGGAAACGUCCUCACGAAGCUGCCAGAGGCCGUCGGAGGCAUGGAGCACUUGGUCAACAUCAACCUCUCCAAAAACAAGCUGACGGUUUUCCCCGAGCGCCUGGUGGAAGCGAGAAGCCUCGAGCACAUCAGCGUGGAGGGGAACAGCAUCACAGGUGCCAAUCACAUCAAUCAUGUGCAGUCCUAA
Rhinichthys klamathensis goyatoka is the source of this 526-nucleotide messenger RNA. RefSeq names its product leucine rich repeat containing 20 (gene lrrc20). Gene Ontology annotation, molecular function: protein binding. Gene Ontology annotation, cellular component: extracellular matrix. The coding region runs from base 74 to 526 and encodes 150 amino acids. The record is from RefSeq and is a predicted model, not a curated record. The transcript is spliced from 4 exons. NCBI's taxonomy places the organism in Eukaryota, Metazoa, Chordata, Actinopteri, Cypriniformes, Leuciscidae.